Serpula lacrymans var. lacrymans S7.9 is the source of this 1253-nucleotide messenger RNA. RefSeq lists its product as uncharacterized. The coding region runs from base 247 to 1173 and encodes 308 amino acids. Gene Ontology annotation, biological process: proteolysis. Lineage: Eukaryota; Fungi; Basidiomycota; Agaricomycetes; Boletales; Serpulaceae. The transcript is spliced from 2 exons. The record is from RefSeq and is a predicted model, not a curated record. Gene Ontology annotation, molecular function: peptidase activity.
UCUUGACCGUGGGGGUAUCGCAAAUAAUAAAUGCAACUGCAUCUCCAGGAACCGGUCGGACUAGGAACAGUCAGUGCCCGAGUCAAGUACUCACGUUGCGACGGUUGCGGCUGUGAAUCUGUACAACCUCACUCACCAAUCGACCAAUCACACAGAUAGUACCCCGCAGUUAUAAACUUAGAAAAUAUCAGGUGCCAAUCUCCCAUAUUCCUCACCACCAAAGUCCCCUAUCGCCAAUCCACAUCAAUGUCCACCGUCCCUAUCACUGAAGGAGAGAUCGACUUCGUCGUCCCAGCUGCUGGAAAGCCAUGCAAAACAUGGUAUAAGGUUGUAGGAGACCUUAAAUCGCGGUCACGCCGUCCUCUUGUUGUUUUACACGGUGGUCCUGGCAGUACACACGAUUACGUCGCAGAAAUCGCUGAUGUCGCUAGUCUUUACUCGAUCCCCGUCAUUCUAUACGACCAGUUGGGUAACGGGCGAUCGACACAUCUGCCUGAGAAGAACGGCGAUGUUGAAUUUUGGACGGUACAGCUAUUUAUUGACGAGCUGAAGAACCUGUUAUCCUUUUUUGAGAUCCAGGAUGACUUUGCAUUAUUAGGGCAAUCAUGGGGUGGGAUGCUUGCAGCAUCAUUCGCCGUGCAACAGCCAAAAGGCUUGAAAAAGCUCGUGCUUGCAGAUUCGCCCUCGAGCAUGCCUCUUUGGGUGGAGGUCGCCAAUAAGCUGCGGAAAGAGCUCCCUCAGGAGAUACAGGAUGCUUUAACGAAGCAUGAGGAGGCGGGCACGAUUCACGACAAGGAGUAUAUCGAUGCAACUUUAGUGUUUUAUUCCCGACACUUGUGUAGAAUCAGCCCAAUGCCGCAAGGCUUGUUGACCUCGUUCCACUACAUGGAUAAAGACCCUACCGUAUAUUAUACAAUGAAUGGUCCCACAGAGUUCCACAUUACAGGAUCUCUGAAAAACUGGAGCAUAAUAGAGGAUGCGCAUAAAAUUGUUGUUCCGACUCUUCUUAUCAAUGGACGAUAUGAUGAGGCGCAAGAUGAAGUUCUACUGCCCUAUUUCCGCGCUAUCCCGAAAGUCAAAUGGGUUCAGUUUGCAGAGUCUAGUCAUGUUCCCCAUACGGAAGAGCGAGAGAGAUACAUGCAAGUUUUGGAAAGUUUUUUGCAGGACGAUUGACACAACGCGGUUUAUUGGGUUAUACUUGUUCUUGUAGGAUGUCAAUUACAACUUGUAAAAUGUCACUGCAGUAUUGUAUG